UUGGCUCGUUUUAUACUAAACAACAGACAGAUUCACUACUCAGUAUCAUUAUCAUGCAGCGAAAAGAAUUUUGGAUUGAAAUUUGAAGUAGUUUUGGAUACACUUGACUGCAAACUUAAGUUGGAACGUAAAAACAAUUGUACUUAAAACUAUUGUGAGAUUAAGUAGGUCAAUAAGUCAACAGUGAACAUUAAGAAAACAGUACUUAACUCUUGAACUUUAAACCACAGUGGCAUUAACAAGUUAAAGGACUAAGGACUAAGUAUUUAACAAUUUUCCUCUGUAUGUUAUGUCAGAGUGACGUGAGGGACUGUACAGUUUCUAGAAGAUGCUACUGGACGGUAGCUCCCCCGACAUGUUAGCCCAACAGUCCAAGGUGUUGUUCGAGCUCAACAAAUACUACAAUGAGCGGGUGGGGACGCGACAGUCCGGGGUCAUCAAGACCGUCCGGGAGGUGUGCAAGGUCGUACAGGAUGUUCUAAAGGAAGUUGAAGUACAGGAACCGCGCUUCAUCAGCAGCCUCAAUGAGGUGAACGGCCGCUUUGAGGGGCUGGACGUCAUCUCCCCUACAGAGUUCGAGGUGGUACUGUACCUUAACCAAAUGGGCGUCUUCAAUUUUGUAGAUGACGGGACAAUACCGGGUUGUGCUGUGUUAAAAUUGAGUGACGGUAGAAAACGUUCUAUGUCUUUAUGGGUAGAGUUUAUAACCGCGUCUGGUUACUUGUCAGCGCGAAAAAUUAGGUCACGGUUUCAGACUCUAGUAGCACAGGCUGUGGACAAAUGUAGUUAUCGUGAUGUUGUUAAGAUGGUUGCGGACACUACAGAAGUGCGACUCAGAAUCAAAGAACGUUAUGUGGUGCAAAUCACUCCGGCAUUCCGUUGUGGAGGUAUCUGGUCCCGUAGCGCCGCGCACUGGCCGGUGCCACAUGUUCCAUGGCCAAACCCGAACUUGGUAGCGGAAGUUAAAACCGAGGGUUUUGACCUACUUUCCAGAGAGAGUAUUUACAUGAAAGACAAACAGAGUGCUGCCGAGGGUGACGCAUGGUCGAUGUCGUUCAAGUACGCGGAAGACCGCCUUCUAUACGGUGGUUGCCGCCGAAAAUGUUUAAGCAUAUUAAAGGCGCUAAGGGACCGACACUUCGACGUUCCUGGUCAGCCGAUCAUGGCUUAUCAUCUUAAAACUCUGAUGCUGUACGAAUGCGAAAAGCACCCCCGGGAGAUGGAGUGGGACGACACGGGACUCGGUGACCGCAUCAACGGUAUCCUGCUGCAGCUCAUAUCCUGCCUGCAGAACCGCCGCUGCCCACACUACUUUCUACCUAACGUAGACCUCUUCAAAGGCAAGUCCAGCACCGCCAUGGACAACGCCGCCAAGCAGUGCUGGCGCGUACUUAGAGAACUCCUCACAAAUCCAAAAAGUUUAGAUAAACUGUGACAACGUUAUAGCUUUAACCUAAGGGGUGCUUAUAUGCUGACGCUCGGCGAUGUUGGCUGAUAGACACCUGGGUUUGGUGAACUUAUUUAUAUCAUAAAAUUUAUGUGAUUUUUUAAUCAAAUGUCAAAAAGUGCUGGAACCGUUGAUUUGUUUUUAAUUGACGGUACUUGAAGUCUAGUGUGUGUGUUUGAAGUGUUUCCGUGCUGGAUAUAUCAUAACAUGACAACGUCGUGCACGGCAUCCACUAUCCAAGACAAAUAAACUAACGAAACGAUGUUGUAAGUAUACAAUAUCAAAAUAGUGUAAUUUAUAUGAGUUUAAGCAUUUGACAAACUCAAUCAAACUGUUGAAUGUUUGUAUUAAUGCACAGAUGUUUAGGUCUCAGAAUAUACUGCCAGGAAAUGUUAUAGGCGUGAGGCUGUACAUUUUUCGUUUAGCUAGAUGAAAUAUGUGGUGAUAAAUUGUCAUCUUAUCUGCACGUCCAUUUCCCCAAUCCUGAUAAACGAAUGAAUUAUGAACAUAAGACGCUAUGAAAUAUACUUAAUUAAUUCUAAUAAAAUUCUCGUUACUUUGCCUAUCAAAAAGUGCUUACAUAUACUUUCUUUUGUCUCUUCAAAAAGAACACUUUGGACGGCGGUUAUUAUAUAAUCGACAAAAACUGUUACAUUAAUUAUUGUCUUUAAUGCCACUUACUACAACAUGUCAUAUAAAUAUAAAUAAGAAUUCAUGAUAAUAAGACAUACUUUGCUGUUGUAACUAAUUGUUUAAGCUUUUAAUUUCUUGAUUUUUAAUGAAAUAAAUUGUGAAACUUGAUUAAUGCGUUUAUACAAGAAAUAAAUAAUUAAAUAGUUAUAAAUACAACGAAUACGCAUGCCGCUCGAGCAUUUGUACAGAAUUAAUCAAUGCCUACGCUAACUCUCACAUAAACUGUGAAAUAAAAUAUUAUUUUAAUCGAAAUAUAAGAGACUUAAAUUGUGGAAAUUGAGGUUUUAUUCAUAACAUUAACAUACCAAGCUUAUAAAGAAGUGUACAUUAUUGUAAACGAUGACGGUUAGGAUAAAACGAAAUGCAGGUCUCAAUAAGUUACACUUUCGAAGAAAUGUUUUUGCCAAAAAGGAUCUCCAUUAAACAGCCAGACUUUGUAAGAAAUUUGGAUCUUUAAGACUCACCUAUAUAAUUGUUCUAUGUGCCAUUUCAAUAUUGUGAGUGUAAUACGUCUAGAUAAAGUGUUGUGUCUGUGUUAGCCCCAUACAAUUAUGUUAAAUAUCAUGUUUUAAUGGUCGAUAGACAUUCCAUAUUGCCGAACCUGAAGGCAAUGAAUGUCGGACGUUUAUGUUUUCAUAUUUUAACACGCAGAUCUACACCAACAGCAUUAAUAUCUGGAGUGUUUUUACGAACACCACGACAGGCAAAAAUUAAGGAUGUAUAUUGUUGUUUGUGCCGAUGUUUGUUAAGAUUUAUCUCAAAAUGUGUCUGCAUUUAUGUCAGUAUUCUUUCUUGUUUCAUGUAUUUAUUUUUAUGAAAGUAAAAUAAAACAUUUGUUAAAACUUGA
Molecule: messenger RNA, 2987 nt
Organism: Mya arenaria
Lineage: Eukaryota; Metazoa; Mollusca; Bivalvia; Myida; Myidae
Product: protein mab-21-like 2
Exons: 1
Coding region: 329-1435 (368 amino acids)
Source: RefSeq, a predicted model, not a curated record